Dunckerocampus dactyliophorus (ringed pipefish) is the source of this 6586-nucleotide messenger RNA. It is a transcript of the gene ap3d1, whose product is annotated as adaptor related protein complex 3 subunit delta 1. The transcript has 34 exons. The coding region runs from base 215 to 4003 and encodes 1262 amino acids. The record is from RefSeq and is a predicted model, not a curated record. Gene Ontology annotation, cellular component: presynaptic endosome; membrane coat; AP-3 adaptor complex. Gene Ontology annotation, biological process: protein targeting to vacuole; synaptic vesicle budding from endosome; Golgi to vacuole transport. NCBI's taxonomy places the organism in Eukaryota, Metazoa, Chordata, Actinopteri, Syngnathiformes, Syngnathidae.
UCAGCUGAUUUGGGACGCCAUUUUGUCAGCCAUUUCCUCCAUUGAGCGUCUGCCAGCUUCCCCGCACGCAGCACAGGACGCCCCGUCUGCGGCCUCAGCUUCAGCAUCCCCGGGCUCCCGAGUACAUGAGAGACGGUCUCGCGGGUCGGUCGACGUCCCAGCUUGGAGCCUCAGAGAGGCGCUUUUCUGCCGCCAACAGGAGAGAAGAGCAGCCAUGGCAUUGAAGAUCGUCAAAGGGAGCAUCGAUCGGAUGUUCGACAAAAACCUUCAGGAUUUAGUACGUGGCAUCAGGAACCACAAGGAAGAUGAGGCAAAGUACAUCUCCACUUGCAUUGAUGAGAUCAAGCAGGAGCUGAAGCAGGACAACAUCGCUGUCAAAGCCAAUGCUGUGUGCAAGCUCACCUACCUUCAGAUGCUGGGCUACGAUGUCAGCUGGGCCGCGUUCAACAUAGUUGAAGUCAUGAGCUCCUCCAAGUUCACCUACAAGAGGAUUGGCUACUUGGCGGCCUCGCAGUGCUUCCACGAAAGCACUGAUGUCAUCAUGCUGACAACUAAUCAAAUCCGAAAGGACCUCAGCAGUCCCAACCAGUACGACACGGGCGUGGCCCUGACUGGCCUCUCUUGCUUCGUCACCCCCGACCUGGCUCGGGACCUGGCCAAUGACAUCAUGACGCUGAUGUCUCACACUAAACCCUACAUCAGAAAGAAAGCGGUGCUCAUCAUGUACAAGGUCUUUCUGAAGUACCCCGAGUCCCUCCGCCCUGCUUUCCCGAGGCUAAAGGAGAAACUUGAGGACCCGGAUCCAGGCGUGCAGUCAGCUGCAGUCAAUGUCAUCUGUGAGCUGGCCCGCAGGAAUCCCAAAAACUACCUGUCCCUGGCACCGCUCUUCUUCAAGCUCAUGACCUCCUCUACCAACAACUGGGUUCUCAUUAAGAUCAUUAAAUUGUUUGGUGCCCUAACGCCACUGGAGCCACGUUUGGGGAAGAAGCUGAUUGAGCCUCUUACAAACCUCAUUCACAGUACCUCGGCCAUGUCUUUGCUGUACGAGUGUGUGAACACGGUCAUUGCAGUGUUGAUUUCCUUGUCUUCUGGGAUGCCCAACCACAGUGCUAGCAUCCAGCUCUGUGUCCAGAAACUGCGAAUCCUGAUCGAAGACUCUGACCAGAACUGUGAGCCCUCUGUCAAUGCCUGCAUGAAGUACCUGGGCCUUCUGGCUAUGUCCAAAAUCCUGAAGACCCACCCCAAGUCAGUGCAGAGUCACAAGGACCUCAUCCUGCAGUGUCUGGAUGACAAGGAUGAGUCCAUCCGCCUGAGAGCUUUGGACCUACUCUAUGGCAUGGUAUCCAAGAAGAACUUGAUGGAGAUUGUGAAGAAGCUGAUGCUCCACGUGGACAAGGCGGAGGGAACUACGUACAGGGAUGAACUGCUCACCAAGAUCAUUGACAUCUGUAGCCAGAGCAACUACCAGUACAUCACUAACUUCGAGUGGUACAUCAGCAUCCUGGUGGAGCUGACGCGAUUAGAGGGCACGAGGCACGGCCACCUCAUCGCCUCUCAGAUGCUGGAUGUCGCUAUUCGGGUGAAAGCCAUCCGAGUGUUCGCUGUGGCCCAGAUGGCCACCCUGCUGGACAACGCCCACUUGUUGACCGGCAGCAUGCAGAGGAACGGCAUCUGUGAGGUUCUGUACGCGGCAGCCUGGAUCUGCGGCGAGUUCUCAGAACACUUGGAGAACCCAUUGCAGACACUGGAGGCCAUGCUGCGGCCGAAGGCGGCCACCCUGCCGGGCCACAUCCAGGCCGUGUACGUGCAGAAUGCUGCCAAGCUGUUUGCCACCGUGCUGAAGAGCCAAGAGGGCAACACCGACAGCACGACGGCUCAAGAAACCAGCCAGCUGAUGAUCGACCGACUGCCGCUUUUUGUCCAGAGCGCCAACCUGGAGGUGCAGGAGAGGGCGUCUUGCAUCCUGCAGCUGGUGAAAUACAUCCAGAAACUGCAGCACAAAGACGUAGAGGUAGCAGAGGAAGUGAUUGCGCUGUUUGCUGGAGAGCUCAACCCCGUGGCCCCCAAGGCGCAGAAGAAAGUGCCUGUCCCUGAAGGUCUGGACUUGGACACCUGGAUCAACGAGCCUCCCUCUGAGAGCGAGUCUGAGGACGAGCAGCCCAAGGCCAUAUUUGCCAAGGAGGAGCCCAAACAUUCUCGCCCCAGACACACGGAGGUGGACGAGAAGGAGCUGGCCAGGAGGAGAGAAGCCAGAAAACAAGAGCAAGCCAACAACCCCUUUUACAUCAAGGCCUCCCCAUCUUCUCAGAAGGUGUACCAGGACACACCUGGAGUGGAGCACAUCCCGGUUGUUCACAUCGAUCUGAGUGUGCCUCUCAAAGUACCAGGUCUGCCCAUGUCCGACCAGUACGUGAAGCUGGAGGAGGAGCGUCGGCAGAAGGAGAGAGCUGAGAAGAAAAAGAAGGAGAAGAAGAAGAGGAAAGAGAAGCGCAGCGAGCGAGGGAAGAAACACCACUAUGGCCCGGAGAGUGAGGAGGACAUCACGCCUGCACAUAUGGUCGACAUCGUUACGGAGGAGAUGCCAGAGAAUGCCUUACCCAGUGAUGAGGACGACAAAGACCCUAACGACCCCCACAAAGCCCUGGACAUCGACCUGGACAACUUGCUGGAAAUGGCUGGGCGCAGGCCUCUUGCAGACAGUGAGAAGCUGCCGGUGAGGUCCCACCGUGCCACGGAAUCUCUAAAAAGCCCAGACGGAGAUGCAGAAGGCACCUCACAGGAAGCCAAGAAGAAAAGCAGCAAGGAGAAGAAGGACAAAGACAGGGAGAAGAAGAAGAGCAAAGAAGAGAAGAAGAAGAAAAAACUCAAGCAUGACGACAAGGGGGUGGAUCUUCUUGGCAGUCAGUCAGACGACGCUGUGGUCCAAUCCGAAGGACCCUGUGAGGUGGGGGCUCCUCCCACUUCCACUGCCGCAGAGGUUUCCCAUCUGGACUUCUGGCUCUCAAAUGCUGCAGUGCCCUCUCGUGCCCAGGAAGCAGUAACAGUAGCAGAAGCAGCCCCCCUGCCCCAGGCAGCCUCUGGAACGCUGGCCAGCUCUGAUCCCGACGAGCCCAAAGACGUGGAGAUGGAAGAGUCUAACGCCUCCAAACACAAGAAGAAGAAGCAGAAGAAAGACAAGGAGGACAAGGAGAAGAAGAAGAAGAAGAAGAAGAAAAAGCAUCACCACCACAGCGAUGGCGGUGGAGAAGGCUCAGUGCAGAAUGGCACCGUGGAGGAAGAAGAACCGUUACCACCCAUGUCCAAUUACUGCCUUCUGGCUGAGAACUCCUACAUCAAGAUGGUGUGUGACAUCCAGGGAAACCUGCAAGAUGGGAGUCAGGUGGUGGUGUCGGUCAUCUUCCAGAACAAGUGCGAGAGCUUCCUCAAAUCGAUGGAGUUCAACGUCCUGGAUUCUCUCAACUCCAAGCUGCAGAGGCCAGAGGGGGCGGGUCCGCACGACAGCCUCACGGUCCCGUUCCAGCUUCCGCCCGGGGUGUCCAAUGAAGCUCGCUUUGUGUUCAGCGUGCAGAGCAUCGUCAUGCCACAGAAACUGAAGGGAACACUCACGUUCAUUGUCAAGAGUGAGGACUCAUCAACUCAUGAGAAACUGGACUUCAAACUGCACUUUACUUGCACCUCCUACCUAAUCACCACUCCAUGCUACAGUGAUGCGUUUGCAAAGCUGCUGGAAUCUGGGGACCUGAAGGGCAGCUCUGUCAGGCUGGAAGGCAUCAACAUGCCCUUCCACCAUCUUCUGGCCAGGAUCUGCUUCCAUCACCACUUCUCUGUUGUGGAGAGGAUGGACUUGUGCGCCUCCAUGUACAGCAGGUCUGUCCAGGGUCACCACGUUUGUCUGCUCGUCAAAACCUCCGGUCAGACGGUGUCGGUCGACGCCAAGUGUGACGAGGCCACGCUGCUGGGGAACGUGCUGGAUGAGAUCAAGCGAACCUUCUCUCAGUGCUGAUUGUGUCCAGGGUGCGAGCCCCCCCCCACCCCCCCACCCCACCCCAUCACAACAUUUCCAACGUGGUCGUGCUUAUUCUUCUUCAAAUUUCUCCCACCUCCUUGCGCUCUUCUGUCACUCCUUGGUGUUUGUUUCCCAGACUCCCUCUCCUCCUGCUGCUACUGCGCACUUUGAUUGGCUCAUGGUUUCCACUCUCUACUCAGCUCUGGGGUGUCUGUGACAGUCAUGUUGGCAACUGGACUUCUGCUGUUGAUGGCUGGAUGGCGUUAUUACUCUUUUUCAACACUUUUGGUUUGUAUUGUGACGUGUUUAGUUUUGUCUGCGCCGUGUGUGAUUGGGCCUUGGAAGCAUGUCUCUUUGGCAGACUGCAAGCAAAGGCCCUCCCCUUGCUAAGCGUAUAUACAACAUAUACAUAUAUACAUAUACAACAGAAGAAAACAUACUAAAUCACAGUGAAGUAGGGGUGCACCAGAAUGAUCAGGCCGAUAUCAGGGAACUAUGACAUGAUACCGAUGAAUCAGAUCACAUUAAAAGCGUUGGAAAUUGCAAAAGGUUUGCCAGAGACCUCCGUGGCAUCACACCAGCGUGUGCCCGAAUACAGUGCACCUUGCUGGGCCACACACACAAACGCCCUCCGUGUGUUUCUUUGGGGGUUUUUUGCACGUAGACGGCCGUAGGAGCUCGUACGACCGCUUGUGGCUUGAGGCUUAUCAGAAUGUUCUACUUCAGACAUCCAGACUCUUAACUCACAGACGGCCUGUUUAGUCGUAUACAGUAUGAAAGUAGUCAGUGUGCAACUUGAAUAGUAGCACUUGGUGUGCACCGCAAAUGAGUGUGUGCACACACUCAUCACACACUGCAUUGAUCCUCUUGGGCAUGGAGAGGUUGUCGCUGGAAUCCUCUUCCACUCCUCUGUGGCAACCUCUACCUUCCUUCCUUCCGCUUGAGGAUGCCCCACGGGUGCUGGGUUCUUCCCAACGUCCAAGUACAUGUUGGCAUUGAGGUUUCCCUCGGUGAACUGCGGUGCCGUCAGCACUCGUGCAGCCCCACAAUUUGUCGCUACCAGCACCAUGUUUGACACAGUCAUCUUUCUGCUCUCACUUGCAUGGCCACAUACUUCAGUAUACAAGCUGUACACUGACUAUUCUAAAGUACAAGCUAGUUACUAAAAAGUACAAGCUGGUACAAGCAGGUUAGGCUACGUUGGCUGAUAUUUUAGGUACACACGGUUGAUGGCAUUACAUAAGAGUAAGUAUCACAGAUCGCUUUGUUGCACCUUUUCCAUGUGCAUUAGGAUACCUUCUACCACAGUAUUAGGGCCACACUGAACAAAACAAUAAAUACACGUGUUCCAUGUAUGAGAAUAAAGUGUUGAUAUGAGGUGUGAUGGUGUCGUACAUAUGAGAGGGAAAAUACAGCAUAGCUCUUCAGGAAGGAAGGAAACGUUCUCCUCACUUCAGGCAAGCUUUUAUUUCCAAGGUAGCAGCGGAGUACAAACACAUUAGCAUAGCUUAGCAUCAUCUCACUUCCUCCUUCCUUACCCCGCCCCCUCCACACCAGUCCCCCCUUUUCAUAGCUGUCUCAGACGAGGCCUGGAACAUAAACGUACCACUUUUACAUUUCGGAGAAAAGAGCAUAUUCUCAUAAAUUCACCACUUUAUUCUGGAAAUGUCAGAUGUUAAUACUCCGUAACAGGCACUGCCUGGGACAGCUACAAGAACGGGGUCAAAGGUAAGAAUACGACUUUUUCCUCAUAAAUGUAUGACACUUGUCAAAAUGUCUAAUUGAAUACUCCAAGGUAAUAUUGGGACUUUUUUCUUGGAAAUGUACAACUUUUCUUCUUGAAAUGUCUUUUGGAAGUGGCCCUAAUACUCGGUGGUGACGCUCACACAGAGCUCAAUUCCCAUUUCUUUGGGAUUUUUUUUUGCUCACGUGAGCUGUGUGGGAUCGUUUCAUGUCCUCAUCGGUGUGGGGGUACAGCGUGAGUGUGGUACGUGUCCCACCUGUCCGUCAUCAAAAGGCGUGCACCGAUAAAGAGAUUAUUCUGUCAUCUGAAAAGGAUUUGCAAGUGUCAGUGAACGCCCCAGCCGGUGAGGGUGCGCUGAAGCGAGGGUGCAUCGUUAGAUGAGAGUUGCCAAAUGAGGAGCUGACGGUGCAGCCCUUAAGCAGGAAUGUCAAUCAUGUUUACCUGCUCCUCAUCUUUUUCUUUCCAUUUUGUGUAUUGCAUGAUUGGAAUGUACUUUUUUAUUCACCUCUUUGUCUUUCUUUUCCACACAAAAACUUGUCAUUCCAUUCUGUCCUUUUUUCUUUAUUUUCCUGACCUGCCAGUUUAUGAUGGCCUUGUGUUGUCAUCCAUUCUAAGACAAAACAAAUCAAUUGUUGGAAGAUGAGACACGGGGGGAGUCACAGCGAGGUCUUAAUUCGUCUUCUGGUUGAGUUGUAGUGUUGUUUUAAAUAAACGUUUGGCUUGCAACAUGGACGUAUACUCAUUUCCAAAGGUCUUGUGUCUAUAUUUGUUUCUUCGUAUUCUCCUGCUGUAAAAUGUCAUGUUUUAAAAGGGGGAAAAUAAAAGCUGUAAGAUGC